Messenger RNA from Prorocentrum cordatum, 1290 nucleotides. NCBI's taxonomy places the organism in Eukaryota, Dinophyceae, Prorocentrales, Prorocentraceae. The record is from the annotation of a GenBank genome assembly.
AUGUCGAUGGAUGGCGCGAGCACGGGCUACAUCCUCGUCAGCAUGGCGCUGGUCCAGUUCAUGACGCCAGGCCUGGCCCUCUUCUACGGAGGCCUGGUGCGCGAGAGCAGCGUGAUCACCAUCAUGAUGCAGAAUUUCGCGACAAUGGGCCUGGUGACUGUGCUUUGGUUCCUGUUCCUCUACUCCAUGUGUUUCGGGGAGACCCUGGAGAUGUUCGGGAACCCGGCCACCUUUGCGGGCUUCAGUGGCGUGAGCAUGCACUCCGAGGGGCCCGCGUCCGGCAUCCCGCACCUGCUGUUCGCUGGCUACCAAGGCAUGUUCGCGGUCAUCACCCCGGCGCUGAUGACGGGCUGCUUCGCCGACCGCUUCCGCUUUGGUCCCUACAUGGCCUUCGUGACGCUCUGGAUGGUCCUCGUGUACGCCCCGUUCUGCCACUGGGUGUGGGGAGGCGGCUGGAUGUCCGAGUGGGGCGUGUGGGACUUUGCUGGCGGCAUCGUCGUGCACAUCACCGCCGGCUUCUCCGCGCUCGCGAGCCUGGUCGUGGUGGGCCGCCGAGCCGUGCCCGAGGGCAUGAGCCAGCAGGACAUGGACGUGCCUCACAACAUCCCCAUGGUCGCCACGGGCACCGCCAUCCUGUGGUUUGGCUGGUUCGGCUUCAAUGGCGGCUCCGCGCUUGCCUCCGACGGCAUCGCCGUGGCGGCGGCUGUCAACACCGAGAUCGCCGGGUCCGUGGCGUGCUUCGUGUGGAUGCUCGUCGAUUGGGCCAUCAACAAGAAGCCAACCCUCGUCGGCAAGUGCGUGGGGGCCAUCGCCGGUCUCGCGACCGUCACCCCCGCCGCCGGCUUCAUCCAGCCGUGGGGCGCCUUCGUGAUCGGCGUCGUGGCGGCGCUGGCGUGCUACGGCCUCUGCGAGCUCCGCAAGAAGCUGCGCGUCGACGACGCGCUGGACGUGUGGGGCGUCCACGGCAUGGGCGGCUUCAUGGGCACCUGCCUGCUGGGCCUGCUGGCCGACCCCGCGGAGUGCGGCGAGGGCGGCGCUCAGCCCAGCUGGUGCGUGAACCCGGGCACGGUGACGCGUUCCGGCGAGCAGUUCGGGAAGCAGGUGGCGGCGGCGAGCCUCUGCGCAGCCUACUCCUUCGUGGUCACCGUCGUGCUCCUCAAGGUCAUCGGGCUCGUGCGCCCCAUCGUGCCCACCAGCGAGGAGCAGGAGAACAUGGACCUGGCCAUGCACGGCGAGCAGGCGCACUCGCCCGCCAAGGCGUACACUGCCACGCCUGACGUCAAAGUCUGA